This is a messenger RNA of Manihot esculenta (cassava), 850 nucleotides long. RefSeq lists its product as uncharacterized. The transcript has a single exon. Lineage: Eukaryota; Viridiplantae; Streptophyta; Magnoliopsida; Malpighiales; Euphorbiaceae. The record is from RefSeq and is a predicted model, not a curated record. The coding region runs from base 221 to 541 and encodes 106 amino acids.
AAGCAGUUAACCGACUCUUUCUCUUCUUAUUUUGAAUCCCUUCUCUCUGACACUUACCUACCACACUGAAGUAACCCUCUCAACUCCCUCCUGAAACUUCACCCACCCACUUCAACCAACUUAAGAAAAUAACCUCUUCUUCUCUUAUCAACCACUCCUAUAUAUAUAUAUAAAAGAAUCAUCUUUAAGAAGCAAGAUUUGUUUCCCAGUUGUUUGAACAAUGGUGGGUGUUUCUUCAUCAACUGUAAUGGCAGAGAAGAUUUCUUGCUACUGUGCUUUGCUGAUGGCGACGCUGCUGGUUUUAAGCUGCUGUGAAGUUAGCGAAACUGAAAACGAAUUUGGGCUGAUUGGGAACCAGAAGAAGAGCAUUUUGAACAAAGCUUGCGACGAGAUUUAUGUGGUUAGAGAAGGAGAAACAUUGCAUAGUAUUAGUGAAAAAUGUGGUGAUCCUUAUAUAGUUGAAGCAAAUCCUCACAUUCAUGAUCCUGAUGAUGUUUUUCCUGGCUUGGUUAUUAAGAUUACCCCUUUUAAUAAUAGGUGAGAUUUUCCUGUAUAAUAUGUGAUCUUAUUUUCUUUUUAUUUAUUUGGAAUUUAUAAAAUGAUGAAAUUAUGUAUUUUUUUUCUAAUUAAAUCAGAAUUUAAAUAUGACUAAUAUCAAUAUUCAUGGUUAUUCUUCUAUUGCAAUGUGGCACUCUAGAGUUGAUAUCCAUACAUCCUGCGACCUGAUCAGUUGAUUGCGAACUAAUUAUAAUUUCAGUCUUUUAUAUUGCAACUAAUAAGAAGAUAUAGAUUUAGUGGCGAGUGGUUUUUCUUUUUCUCAUUGUAUGAAUAUUUUUUUUUUUUUAAAUAA